GCUGCAGCCAGUGCUGUAAACCCAGUCUCACUGUCCAAAAUUAGCAAUACGACGGCAAGAACUGCGCGCAACACUUGGCUAAACUGCUGACAAUGCGAAAUUCAAGCGUUCUUAUACUUUUGCUAGGAUUAACCAUUCUAAUCGUCCCCGACGAAGUACGGUGCAACAAUAACUAUGCUAAAGAUGAUCAAGGUCCGUACCCGCAUCCCGCAUGUUCGUACUCUCGGCAGAACGAAAACGAUCCUCUCCUUCUCUCAUGCCCAUCCGGCAUGGUCAUACCCGGCAACUUUGACGCGGCACAAAUCCGCAAAGACGUCCAGAUAAUUGUGAUCAAUGGAGGAGGCUCUCCCAAUAUUCUGGCAUCCAAUGCUCCGCCUUUACCGGCCGAUCUGACCGCACUCCAGCACCUCCGGCUCAACAGUUUCACCGACGAGAACAACUCCAGCAUCCGCAUUAAGCGGUUCGUCGAGAAUGUCAAAGACCGUCUCCAAUUCCUCGUUGUGCAAAGCAGCAAAGUGGGCUCCCUGGAAGACGGGUUUCUCCAGGGAUUUUCACAGCUGCGGCAGCUGGAUUUCAUGUCGAGUGAUAUUUCCGUCAUCAGCAAGACCGCUUUCCAACGCAAUGGCACCGCACCGCGGUUAAAUAUCAGUUUGACGUGGAAUCGGUUGGAGAGCCUUGACUGGGCCGUUUUCCAGCCGAUUACCGAGAUCGGGUCUCUGGAUUUAAGCUCCCAGCGUCCUGGCCUGCACUCCAUCAGCUGUUCCACCAACUUUCGCCUACCUGCGGAAACCGGUCACUUGCUGCUGCGCAACAACAAUUUGGAGUUCUUGCCGCAUUGCGUGAUUGACUCCCUGAACUACCAAGACGGCCAUAUGCAGCUGGACGUGGACAACAACCCCUUCUGCCCAACGGACGACAAGUGUGCCUGUUCCGCCAUGGAACCGUUUUUCCGCUUUAUCUGCGAUUACACCACCCGCGACCAGGUGUACGGUGUGACGUGGUGGUGCGGCACGGCACCCAAUCAGACUUUGUGGCAUGCCCAACAACUGCCGCCCACCGUCACGUGCACGAAUUCUGGACGGUGGCGUUUACGAACGAACUGGUGGCUCCUGAUAAUUACAGCGCUGAUGUUUUGUGCUUUUCGGGGGGAUACUGGACCUUGUAUGGCCGCUAUUUAGCCAUAGGAAGACGGGUUGCUUCGCUCUUAAAAAUCGGGGCUGAUCUGAUAAUCAGUUACUUACGUAGCUACAUUAUACAUAUAAUAAAAGUAUAAAUCAUUAGCGUUAUACACACUUGUAAAGGAACAGCUUUCUCUUUGCAAAAAAGCGUUCAAGCUUCAGCUAUCAGUACUCGUAUUCCCCACCGUUAAAGACCUUUGUGACAAGCGGUCUUGCGCCAGUUACAUCGCGUCGAAAUGUGUUUACGAGAAUAAAGUGCAAAUUCUGUCAGUUGACUAUCUACUGAACA
Molecule: messenger RNA, 1467 nt
Organism: Paramacrobiotus metropolitanus
Lineage: Eukaryota; Metazoa; Tardigrada; Eutardigrada; Parachela; Macrobiotidae
Exons: 3
Coding region: 93-1178 (361 amino acids)
Source: RefSeq, a predicted model, not a curated record